Messenger RNA from Lepus europaeus (European hare), 2465 nucleotides. RefSeq names its product solute carrier family 29 member 4 (gene SLC29A4). NCBI's taxonomy places the organism in Eukaryota, Metazoa, Chordata, Mammalia, Lagomorpha, Leporidae. Gene Ontology annotation, biological process: nucleoside transmembrane transport. The record is from RefSeq and is a predicted model, not a curated record. Gene Ontology annotation, cellular component: plasma membrane. The transcript has 11 exons. Gene Ontology annotation, molecular function: monoamine transmembrane transporter activity; nucleoside transmembrane transporter activity. Bases 156 to 1718 code for a protein of 520 amino acids.
CGGACUCCGGGCGGGCGGACCCGGGCACCGGCGGAGGACGCCGGCCGCGCCCGGCCCGAGCCGCGCGGGAAGGGGGAACUCGGGGGCGCGGGAUCCGUCACGGGGCACGGCGAGGGCGGGGACCCCGGCCGGAGCCGGGCCGAGCGCCUGCCGCCAUGGGCUCCCUGCGGAGCCAGCGUCUCCAGGAGCCCGGAGUGCCGGGCACGUGGGAGCGGAGCCUGGGCGCCGGCUGUGGCUUUGACAGUUUCCCGCUGGAGGCCGCUCAGGGCCAGGGCGUCAGGGCCAGGGCCGUGCCAACUUUCACGGACUCGGUGGUGGAGGAGCCGGUGCCGGAUGACCGCUACCACGCCAUCUACUUCGCGAUGCUGCUGGCCGGCGUGGGCUUCCUGCUGCCCUACAACAGCUUCAUCACAGACGUGGACUACCUGCACCACAAGUACCCAGGGACCUCCAUCGUGUUCGACAUGAGCCUCACCUACAUCCUGGUGGCGCUGGUGGCCGUGCUGCUCAACAACGUGCUGGUGGAGCGGCUCACGAUGCACACGCGGAUCGCGGCCGGCUACCUCCUGGCCGUGGGCCCCCUGCUCUUCAUAAGCGUCUGCGACGUGUGGCUGCAGCUCUUCUCUCACGGCCAGGCCUACGCCAUCAACCUGGCCGCCGUGGGCACGGUGGCCUUCGGCUGCACAGUGCAGCAAUCCAGCUUCUAUGGGUACACGGGGAUGCUGCCCAAGAGGUACACGCAGGGGGUGAUGACGGGCGAGAGCACGGCGGGGGUGAUGAUCUCGCUGAGCCGCAUCCUCACCAAGCUGCUGCUCCCGGACGAGCGCGCCAGCACGCUCAUCUUCUUCCUGGUCUCCGUGGGCCUGGAGCUUCUCUGUUUCCUGUUGCACCUGCUAGUGCGGCGCAGCCGCUUCGUGCGCUACUACACGGCCCGGCCCCGCGACAGCCGCCGCGCCGGCCUGGGCUACCGCGUGCACCAUGACGUCGCCGCCGAGGACGUACACUUCGAGCACCCAGCCCCGGCCCUGGCCAGCGGCGGGUCCCCCAAGGACAGCCCGGCCCACGAGGUGACAGCCGGCGGCGGCAGGGCCUACGUGCGCUUCGACGUGCCGCGGCCGCGAGCCCAGCGGAGCUGGCCCACCUUGCGAGCCCUGCUGCUGCACCGCUACGUGGUGGCGCGCGUGAUCUGGGCGGACAUGCUGUCCAUCGCCGUGACCUACCUCAUCACGCUGUGCCUGUUCCCCGGCCUGGAGUCCGAGAUCCGACACUGCGUGCUGGGCGAGUGGCUGCCCAUCCUCCUCAUGGCCAUCUUCAACCUCUCGGAUUUUGUGGGCAAGGUCCUGGCGGCCCUGCCCGUGGACUGGCGGGGCACUCACCUGCUGGCCUGCUCCUGCCUGCGGGUGGUCUUCAUCCCGCUCUUCGUCCUCUGCGUGUACCCCAGCGGCGCGCCCGCCCUGCGCCACCCCGCCUGGCCCUGCGUCUUCUCCCUGCUCAUGGGCGUGAGCAACGGCUACUUCGGCAGUGCGCCCAUGAUCCUGGCCGCUGGCAGAGUGAGCCCGCGGCAGCGGGAGCUGGCUGGAAACACCAUGACCGUGUCCUACAUGUCGGGGCUGACGCUGGGCUCGGCCGUCGCCUACUGUACCUACAGCCUCACCCGGGACGCCCCCAGCAGCUGCGUCCACACGACCACCAACGGCUCCAGCCCCCCCGGCCUCUGAGCCAGGUCCUGCCCACUGCCCCCUCCCACCCCCAGAGGGCUGCCUGGGUCCUGGACCGGCAGCCCCCUCCCUGCCCCCGCCUGCAGUGCCUGUGGGGCCCCGGGCCUCCUUCCCGUGCCAAUGACACCACCUCGCUGGGCCUGGGCUCUCUGCAGCCCAGGCCCUGCCCAGCACCAAGUCCGUCUUCAUCUCACUCCGCCUCCAUCUGUGCCCUGGCCCGCGCUGUGUGGUGGACUCAGGCUGUCCCUGGCCAGGGCAGCCGGCCUCCUGUGACCCCGCCCUGGGCUCUGUUCCGAGGGCCCCCAUGCAUGGCCCCCAGCACAUGUCCAGGGCACCGGUCUGGGUGCAGCUGGCCCCAGGCCCUCCUCACCAGAGACCCUCUGGACGUAAGAGGUCCCUGGAGGAGACGGGCAGCCCCCAGCCUCGUCGCUUGCACCUCUCCCCUCCCCGUGUCCCCAGACUCUGGCUGCCCCCCUCUGCCGGGACCUGCCAUCCCCCCAGUCCCAGCUCCUACAGGGAGGCAAGGCUGAGCUCUGCCACACGUUGGCCAGAGCCAGCUCUGGAAACAAGGCCACCGUCCCCAUCCUGUGAGACGUGAUGUGGCGAGCAGGACAGAACUGGGGUGCUUCAGCCCGGCCCUCCCGGGGCAGGGGGCCCCAGCUGUGACCGCCCUGUCCGUGCUGUUGUCUGUCCACCUGUCUGUCCACUGACUGUACCGCACUGGCCAUUAAAAGAGGAAGGCAGAGA